This is a messenger RNA of Pseudonaja textilis, 1751 nucleotides long. It is a transcript of the gene CMTM7, whose product is annotated as CKLF like MARVEL transmembrane domain containing 7. Gene Ontology annotation, cellular component: membrane. The record is from RefSeq and is a predicted model, not a curated record. NCBI's taxonomy places the organism in Eukaryota, Metazoa, Chordata, Lepidosauria, Squamata, Elapidae.
UCCUUCCUGUUUUACCUUCUCUCCCCCUUCGCGCGUCCAGCACCGGGUCAAGCCUUCAAGAGCCCGCUCCCCGACAUGAUCCCUUCCCCAAAGCAGCAUUUCCGCCUUCCACCUUACUCCUGUGGCUUUAGUGGGGUGCUGGACCGAGCCUGUGCCGUUGUCCGGCUCUUAACUGUACAAGGGACAUCCUAGCCAGAGAGUUACUGGGCCCCACCCCGCACUGCCCCGCCUCUAGAGUUAAGAAGUGUUGCAAUUGUUCUUGGAAAAAGCGGGGAAGCAAAUUGCACCCGUUCAAUCAGAAAGGCGCUGGAUAUAUCUCUGCAUGCGGAUCAUCAGCACCGAUGCCAGCAGUGGGGGCGCUCCGAGCUCUUCUGCUCCGCCGCCACUUUCCUACGGGCCGGACACCGGAUUACUUGACAGAGGCUACGCGGGCUCUUGCUCUGCCAUGCUAAAAGUGGCCCAAAUGUUAUUGUUGCUGAUUGGGUUCAUUUGUGUAAGAUCUUCAUCAUGGACAAAUUACAAUUCAUACAGCUACGUUGAAAUUGUCUGCAUAUAUGACUUAAUUAUGAUCUUCAUUUUUUACAUUGUCUACAUCUUUAGAGCCUAUCGAAAAUUAACUUGCAUCAGCUGGCCACUUGCGGAGUUUCUUCAUUAUCUAAUAGGUACUAUUCUGCUUCUUAUUGCAUCAAUUGUGGCAGUUGCAAAAAGCUCCAAUUCAGCAGGCCUGGUAGCUGGAGCGGUCUUCGGAUUCUUAGCUACAUUUAUGUGCUUCCUAAGUAUAUGGCUCUCUUACAAAGUUUCUUGUAACACUCAAUCAUCAGAUGCUACUAUAUGAGUCUUUUUCUACUUCAAAAUGUACACACCUGCUGUGGGAAGAGCUUAGAAAAACAUGCAUGAUGGAAUGGUAUACUGAGAUCCAGUAAUCUGACUUCAGUGACUGAAAAACAUUCUUACUGGGCAUAGAGUGCCAUCUUCUGGCAGUUUUCAUCUAUUCCUGAGGUGACUGUACAGCAGCCUGCUUCAUCUGGUCAAAUUUUUGGAUUCUGGGAGACAAGAAGGGCUGCAGUAAAAGAUCCUGUGGGAAGGAAAAGGUCUGUCUUUUAAACAAAGAGAAAUGAUCCUCUUUUAAUUCCAGCUGCCAAUAUUUCAUGCACUGUAGAUGAUUUCUUUAUGGCCUAGACCACUAAGGAGAGUCCAAAUUUAAAAAAAUCAAGAUGGAAAAUAUAUCCUGCAUCAAUCCAGCUAUGACUGACAAAAGUUGGAAACAUUCACCAUGAACCAACAACCGCUGGAUCAGAAAUCAUUUUCUUACCUCUCUGCAUCUCAUCAUCUUGAAAUUGUUCUUAAAAUUGGUGUCUCAUUUAACCUGCUUUGAAUAUGAGUUUGCUUUAAUAAUAUGGUUUAAGAUGGUUGCACCCCAAUUUUUUUAUUAUGCUACCCAUAAUGAAUUCCUUUUUUAGGGCAAAAUUUUAAAUAUUCUUGUUCAACCAUAAAGCUUAAAUGUUAUAUUCCUUUGAUUUCUUUUUCUUUUUUUUGCUUUUAUUUCUCUCGCCAUGUAUUUUUAUUCUAUUUCUUAUAGCUAUAUGCCUAUCAAUAUAAGAUCCAUUAAGAAUGAAGAAUGUUUAUUGAAAAUCCACUGCAUUCUACUAUUUCUUUUACAUAUUGUGAUACAUUACAAUAAUUUACACUUAUUACUAAUAUACAUGGAAAAUACAAUUCUUUGUAAUGAUCUACAGAAGCAGUAUCAAAUU